CGGCCUUUCUGUCAUCAUGGCGGGACCAGGCGGGGAAGGGAGCGCGGCCGCAGCUGAGCCGGAGGCGGCUCCUCCGCCAAUGCCGGGCCUACAGCUGGUCCAGCAGGGGGCCGAAGCCAGGCUUUACCGCGGCUUGUUCUUGGGCCGGCCAACAAUGAUGAAGCUCCGCUUCCCCAAGCGCUACCGGCACCCAGCGCUGGAAGAACGGUUGAGCCGCAAACGGACAGCGCAAGAGGCCCGCUCGCUACUCCGUUGCCGACGGGCAGGGAUUUCUACACCUGUGGUGUACUUUGUGGAUUACACUGUCAACUGUAUAUAUCUUGAAGAUAUUGUGGGAUCACUUACUGUCCGGGACCAUAUUAUCUCUGUACAGAAAUCCGGAAAGGAUGUCAGCAGCCUUAUAACGGUAGUAGAGAAGAUAGGUGAGGUUUUGGCACGGAUGCAUGAUGAAGAUCUUAUACACGGAGACCUUACAACUUCCAAUAUGCUUUUGCGACCACCAGCAGAAAAAUUGGAGCUGGUACUGAUAGAUUUUGGAUUGAGUUUUAUUUCUGCCCUUCCUGAGGAUAAGGGAGUUGAUUUGUAUGUCUUGGAGAAAGCUUUUCUGAGUACCCAUCCAAACACAGAGGCUCUGUUUGAAGCACUCUUGAAGAAGUACUCAGCUACAUCUAAAAAAUCAGCCCCUGUGAUUAAAAAGCUGGAUGAAGUACGUCUAAGAGGAAGAAAGAGAUCCAUGGUUGGAUAGAAGAACACAGGCAGCAUUCACAGGGAUUUUACUUGUACAC
This is a messenger RNA of Gekko japonicus, 785 nucleotides long. It is a transcript of the gene TP53RK, whose product is annotated as TP53 regulating kinase. The record is from RefSeq and is a predicted model, not a curated record. Bases 17 to 745 code for a protein of 242 amino acids. Gene Ontology annotation, biological process: protein phosphorylation. Gene Ontology annotation, cellular component: nucleus; EKC/KEOPS complex; cytosol. Gene Ontology annotation, molecular function: protein serine/threonine kinase activity; ATP binding. Lineage: Eukaryota; Metazoa; Chordata; Lepidosauria; Squamata; Gekkonidae. The transcript is spliced from 2 exons.